This is a messenger RNA of Mercenaria mercenaria, 1512 nucleotides long. Its product is annotated as E3 ubiquitin-protein ligase TRIM71-like. The transcript has 3 exons. The coding region runs from base 100 to 1323 and encodes 407 amino acids. NCBI's taxonomy places the organism in Eukaryota, Metazoa, Mollusca, Bivalvia, Venerida, Veneridae. Gene Ontology annotation, biological process: positive regulation of DNA-templated transcription. Gene Ontology annotation, cellular component: chromatin; nucleoplasm. Gene Ontology annotation, molecular function: ubiquitin-protein transferase activity; zinc ion binding. The record is from RefSeq and is a predicted model, not a curated record.
GUAGUACGAAUGUAAACAUACAUACACUCUGGGGAGGUAACGCACGUAAACACAUUCACAUUGACACCGUUUGUUAAAAUCGAAACAAGAAGGAAAAGAAUGGCAGAAGGAGGGGAUUUACCAUCAUUAAAAGACGGUUCAGAUGCUGACUUUGAGUUGACUUGCACACCUUGCGAGGAAGGCAACAUUAGGGAAGAGGCUGUCAAACAUUGCCCAGAAUGUCAAGAAUAUCUCUGUACAGCGUGUACAAUGCAUCAUGGUCGGCAAAAGGCAACACGAACACACAAGCUUCUUGAAAGAGAUGAGGCCAAAAAAGGUUCUUUGGUUGCUAAGACAAAAUGUCAUUACCAUCCGGACCGAGAAAUAGAAAUGUAUUGCGGAAAACACGAUAUGGUUUACUGUGUCAUGUGUAUAGCCACAGAACAUAGAUUAUGUGAGGGCGUAAACAGAAUAGAAGACGAAUCAAAAUCUCUUGUCGAUCAAACUGAAAUUAAUCACGUGUUAGAUGAAACCAGAAAUGCAACAGACCGCAUUAAGGCUCUGAUCAUUAAACAACAGAAGAAUAAAACAUCUCUUGAAGAGCAAAGAAACCACAUUGAAGAUAAACUUGAGAAAGAUGAAAUACGAUUGAUAGAACAUAUCAGAAAACUAAAAAGGGAGACAUCUGAAUCUUUGGACAAAAGUUAUGCAGAUAUGAAUGGAGAACUUGAGUCUGAAAUCAGCGUAUCUACUUACAUGAUACAAAACCUGAAGAAGACUUCAGAACAACUGCAGUCAAUUGCCGGUAUGGAUGCAGUUCAACAGUUCGUUCAAAUGAAACUUAUGAAGAAGACUGUAACUGAAGCCAACAAGUUACAUGUUAACAGUGAGUCAAAUGGUACAAAGUCAGUCUAUUUCACGGAAAACACAGAUUUAAUAAACCUCGUGAUGGAAGCAUUUGCUUUAGGAAAAGUGCGUACAAGGGCUGAAGACAAAACACCAUCCAAACCAAUACAGUACAAAAUGAAAUCGAAGAAAGAGAUCAAUGUGAUGAUGGCAAAUGACAAAUCAACGUGUCAGCUUCCAGAUGGUAUGAUAUUGUUGACUGACCAGGCUAAUAACAAGGUUAAAAGACUUGACAUGAACUACAGUAUAAAAGACUAUUGUGAUCUAGUUGGUAUACCAACAGGCAUCUGUUGUAUCGAUAAGAAUGAAGUAGCUGUGAAAUUGUACAACGACAAAAUUCAGUUUAUAUCUGUUGGCUCGACUUUGUCUAAAACGAGAUGUAUAACAAUAGUAGGUGGGAACUAUUACGGAAUGACCUUAUAUGCUGAAGAUUUAUGACUAUCUGCAGGUGAUGGAGUUAACGUGUACAAUACUACAGGAACACUUAUUAAAUCCAUCGGCAAAGACCAGACUGGCAAGGCAAUAUUUAAGUCAGCCACUCAACAUAUGACUGUAAGUGGUAAUAUCGUAAUCGUUACAGAUUGGAAUGAUGGUGCAGUCUGUCUAAACAAGGAUGCUACGGUGUUU